Fomitopsis serialis is the source of this 1056-nucleotide messenger RNA. RefSeq names its product Clavaminate synthase-like protein. The coding region runs from base 1 to 1056 and encodes 351 amino acids. Gene Ontology annotation, molecular function: dioxygenase activity. The record is from RefSeq and is a predicted model, not a curated record. NCBI's taxonomy places the organism in Eukaryota, Fungi, Basidiomycota, Agaricomycetes, Polyporales, Fomitopsidaceae. The transcript is spliced from 7 exons.
AUGCCUGGCCUCACCGCAACCGCACCGUUUCCCGACGAUGUCCCCGUCCACCCUCUGCCCGUGAUUGACUAUGAACGACUUCAGCAAUGGGACUCGCGGGAGGUCGCCAGACUCUGGGACGCGAGCACCGAACAAGGCUUCUGGUACCUGAAGAACCAUGGCGUUGACUGCGAGGUCAAUGACAUGUUCGACAUGGGAGCAGAGACUCUGGACCUUCCACUGGAAGAGAAGAUGCGAUUUGAGCAAGGCGACAACGGCGACUCGUUUGGUUACAAGGCGAAGGGAACGAUCCAGACGGAUGCGAACGGCACUCGGGACAACGUCGAGUUCCUAAAUAUUGCGCAGGACGACGCUUUGUCAUGGCCACACCCGACGCACAGAACCUAUCCGUCCACUGUGAACGCGCGAAUGAACGACACCAUAAUCCCAUUCGUCCGGAAGUCGAUGGAGGUGAACAUGACGAUCCUCAGCAUCUUUGAACGGCAGCUGGGUUUGCCGAGGGGCGAACUCAUGAGACUGCACUCGACAGAGGGACCUGGCGGGAGUGAGGCCCGCUGCAUCAAGACACCGUCUAACCAGUCAACAGCGGGCGUCGGCGCCCAUACCGACUUUGGCACUCUGACAUUUCUGCACAAUCGUCUAGGCGGCCUCCAGGUGAUGCCGCCAGGGUCACAACGAUGGCUGUACAUCAAGCCUCUGCCCGGUCACGCAGUAUGCAACAUCGGCGAUGCUUUGUCAAUCUUCAGUGGGGGGAUUUUGCGAUCCGCACUCCACCGUGCCGCCCCCGGGGGACAGUCGCGCUUCGAGCGGUACUCCGUCGCGUUCUUCACGCGUCCACGCAAUUCGGUUGUGCUGCGCCAUCUGGGGCAGAACAGCGAUGUGAUCGCACACGCGGUUGCGAAGGCACCGGGGGGCGAGUUUGAUACUGGGACCACAUCGGCGGAGUGGGUGGCCCGCAGAAUCAGGAAGCUUAGGCUCAAGAACAGACAGGGUCCCGAGACGUGGUACGCUAGCCUGGGCACAGAGCACAUUGGGCGUACUACGGGCGGAGUGUGA